Molecule: messenger RNA, 1560 nt
Organism: Oldenlandia corymbosa var. corymbosa
Lineage: Eukaryota; Viridiplantae; Streptophyta; Magnoliopsida; Gentianales; Rubiaceae
Source: the annotation of a GenBank genome assembly
AUGAAAGCUUAUGUGGAAUCAAAAUUCAAUAGGACAUCUCGGAAUGAAAGCUUGUCUACUACGGCUAUAAGUGGAUUAAAUGUCUUUAAUGUGCAAGGUUAUGCUCUUGGAAAAGGAACACCGAAGAUAUUAAAUGGUGAAAUGCUUAAAAAGGCACAUCGAUAUCUCUUGUUCAAUUGUCAUAAGUUGAAAUCAUGUCUUGAGCUACAUCGUGGCAUGGUAGCAGAAAACCAUAGUCGUGCUCAGCCCCAUGUAGAAUGCAUUCAUAGUGAGGAAUUUGCCACUUGGUUUGCCAAUAAUGUUGAGUCUUUGGAUUUUCAAGAACAGGGAAAAGAUUUUAAAAGAUUUGAAAUUGCUUGCCAGAGGAGUCAAAGGGGAUGUGAAGAUGAGGCGAAGCUAGACAUAUUUUUCAUGUCAUUUUUUACGGGUUUAUUUGAUGAGGCUAGGAUGGACAAUACAAUCUCAGCUGAGCACACAGAACAGCCAAGAGAGCUUACAAGUGAAAUCAAUGAUGUUCUAGAACAGACCACAAGAGAGCUUACAAAUGAAAGCAAUGAAGCUCAAAGUGGGCAAGCCAAAAAAACCUCAAAGAAGAAAGGGAGAGGUCCAACAAUGAUGCUAGAAAUUUGGGGUCACGAUCCUGCAAAAGGCCUUAUCAAGGUUGAUUUUGAUUACUUAGGAAGAGCUAUAGGGAUGAAUCAGAAAACUUUGUCUGGGUUCAUGGGCACCAUAGCAAGGAAAUCUCACUAUUGUCCAAUUGAUGUGGAAAGUUGGCAUGAUAUGUCAGAUCUACGCAAAACAGAGAUGUUAAAUGUCAUAAAUGCACGAUUAGAUAUAACCCUUGCAUCCGAAGAUUGGAUUUUGACCCACAUUUUGCAUUGUUGGAGAAAUUGGAAGAAUGAUAUGAAGGCAAGGAAAGAUGUGACAGUAAUAGACAAGCAAGAAUGGAGAAAGAGUUGGAUCAUUGCACUGGCAGGACACCAUUUGCACAAAAAGAACAUCAAUUGGUAUGUUGAAGAACAUCAAUUGGUUAUGUGGCCUGAUAAACCUGGAAGAGUUAGAAUGUUUGGUCAAGGGGUUACUCCAUCAGAUGUGUGGGGACAAGUUCCUAAGCGAAAUACUUGUAGGCGUAUAAUUCUUGAACAACGAAAAGAAUUGAUAACACUCAUCGAUAGAGUUGGAGAGUUGGAAGAAAGAGUUCUGGAACAAAGAAUGAGUCGUGUUUCACAAGCUGAAUUUCAAAGCAAUUCAUCAUCAAACUCACUUAUAGUUAAUCAAUCUCUACAGGUUGGUCAAUAUGUGUAUCUCAAACCUUUCGCUGACCCAAACCAACUUGUCGCGAAAGGACGAAUUGAAAGUUUAGAUCCUUGUACUGAAGUUGGUGGACUUCCAAUAGGAAUUAAUUGGUGCCAAGUUCUUGUUGAAGUAAUUAUUAUCUCUGAUGCACCGUUGAUUAAAGGUUACAAUCAUUAUGUGACUGUUCAAGAUGCACACGGUGAUUUGGUUGCCUGGCCAUGUGCUAUAGUAACAUCAGUUGAACAACGAAGUUACUUCCCUUAA